AUGGCCUCGUCGCCGUUACCCCCAGACCCCUACGAAGCCCUGGGGGUCUCCAAAGAUGCUGACAUUACAGCCGUCCGUUCUGCCCACCGGAAGCUCGCUCUGAAAUUCCACCCGGACCGGAUAAAGGACGAAGCCCAACGAGAGAAAGGCAAAGACGAAUUUCAGAAGAUCCAGGAAGCCUACGAAAUCCUCAUUGAUCCUCAACGAAGAGAACACUAUGAUAAUCAGGUGCGUCUCGCCACGCUGCGAAAAGAGGCCAUGAUGCGUGGACCACCACCUGUAUCCACUUCAAACAUUCGAUCAUAUCCAAUGAGACCUGCGCCGCCACCUGCACCUCCUUCAACCCGCGAGUACAACGAGUAUGGGGAGUACUUCGAGGAAGUCCGCCAGCCUCGAGACGACCACCGAGACCCAUACGACGAGUUGCCACGAGGCACUUCACGGAAGCAUGCUGAUUAUGAGAGGCGAGCCCCUCCACAACCCAAAGCGUCCGAGAAGUCCAAGAAGGCGACAAGCACUGCGGGGAUUUUUGGUGUUGCCGCAGCUGCUGCCAAGUUUAAGAGUCAAGCAGAAAAGUCUAGAAGUGGGAAAGCGGACGAAAAGAGAUUUGACAAGGAGAAGACGAGAGAAAGAAGGGAAAAGGUUGAGACAAGAAGACCGACGGCCGUUGAUGUUGAUAGUGAUUCCGACUACCCAGAGAUCCGUCCGUCAAUGAAUUCCUCUCGUUCGAAGACGGCCUACUUCGAUCGUCCGUCCGAACGAGCGCGUACAUCAACCCGAAUCGAGAGACCUCGUGACUUUGAAGAAGAGAGCUUGGAUGAAAAGUGGGAGAGGCAUCACGAAGAGAGCAAGGCUUAUAUGGCAAAGGCCGCAAAUCGUCCCAGCUUGGAUCGUACUGCGUCAGAUGCCUACCAAUACUGGGUUGGGUCUGAAUCUCGUGGUAGCGGGCGAAGGAGUGGUUCGGACAACGAGAAGAGACCCGAUUCAUCGAAGGGACGCCGCCCUAACCAGGAGGACUACUUUGCACCGCCGUUCACAAAAUCCACCUCUUCGCCCUCCAAUCUCCGAACCCACGUUGACGAACGCAUUCCCUCGAGACCCACUCCACGUGAGCGUGAACGAGAUCGAGACAGAGAAAGGGAUCGCGAACGCGAGCGAGACCGGGACAGAGAGCGAGAGCGAGAGCGAGACCGCGGUGACCACCGCAGCAGAAUGCCUCCCAGCCUGCAUCGGGCUCAAACCACCCCGGUCCCUAAGUCAUCGACGACGAGGAAAGACUCUGUACCCUCCAAAGGCUCAAACUUGAAGCAUGGCGAGACUCAUAUGCACGACUCUGGCUAUGGGAGCAGUUCCAACCCUCACACGCCAGAGAUGAGGGAGGAAAGUCCCCCAAGAACAAACAAGGCACGAUAUCCUGCAACCACCUCGACCAAAUACCACAUCGUCGAUCCCGCCGAUGAUGGUGAUGACCAUGGACGAACACCGAGACUCAGAGAGAUGUUUGAUGAUCACGGUGAUCGUCCGAGCCGAAGAUAUCAGCACAGCCCCGAGUCAAUUGUUCCGGACCUGCCGCGGGACUCUGAGCGGCGCAGAGAGAAGCCCGAGCGUCCUCGGGUUGAGACUAAGAAAUCGUCCAAGACCGCUGCCAUGAUGCAGGACUUCAUCCCUCCAACGGUGCGAAGGAGCGAGUCAGGCCGAUAUGAAGACAGACCAAAUCCACGCUCGCCACAUGAUACACCGUCCAUGUCGCGCAACAACAGCGGUCGGGAGAAGCUCUUUGGCGAAAUGUCUCCGAUGUCGCCUGAUGAGCGAGAGCCGUCGCGAUAUGCUCGCCCAUACCCGGCCGAUAAGGUCCAUAUCGCUUCUCGCGGCGAACCACAAUAUUCCCGAUAUGAAUACCGCGAGCCGGAUGAUCGCUCCCGAUUCCGAGAAGCCCCUCGGAUGACGUCCCGGCGGCCCUCAGUGAACGCAUACUAG
This is a messenger RNA of Cladophialophora yegresii CBS 114405, 1977 nucleotides long. Its product is annotated as DnaJ like subfamily C member 7. Gene Ontology annotation, molecular function: protein-folding chaperone binding; misfolded protein binding. Gene Ontology annotation, cellular component: endoplasmic reticulum. The coding region runs from base 1 to 1977 and encodes 658 amino acids. NCBI's taxonomy places the organism in Eukaryota, Fungi, Ascomycota, Eurotiomycetes, Chaetothyriales, Herpotrichiellaceae. The record is from RefSeq and is a predicted model, not a curated record. The transcript has a single exon.